Molecule: messenger RNA, 4035 nt
Organism: Homarus americanus (American lobster)
Lineage: Eukaryota; Metazoa; Arthropoda; Malacostraca; Decapoda; Nephropidae
Gene: chm
Product: histone acetyltransferase KAT7-like
Biological process (GO): regulation of DNA-templated transcription
Cellular component (GO): nucleus
Molecular function (GO): histone acetyltransferase activity; zinc ion binding
Source: RefSeq, a predicted model, not a curated record
CAAGGUGUAACCGUCCCACACAACAGAUGAAUUAUGCACCUUCAAUGAUAACUCUCCUCCACCUCAUUACCUAGUUGGUGUGAUACUUAGUCAAGAUGGCUAGGAAAAAGAUUCGCAGCACCAGUUCAGAAUCAGCGAGUUCAACGAGUGGCUCCUCCUCAUCCUCUUCAACAUCAUCCUCCUCUUCAUCAUCGUCAUCAUCAUCUGACUCAUCUUCAUCCUCAGACACUGACCAGUCUUCAGCAGUCUCGACUAGAAGCCGUGCCCGCUCCCGUGCUGCUUCCACUGACCGGGACUCCCCCCAGAAGCCUACUCCCCCAACCCAGGCUCCUAAAGGGGGGAGAGAACUCCCUCCUGCCAACCCCCCUCAGACCCGCCCCCCAACCAGAGGAUCUUCAGAAUCAGAGCCAGAGACUGCCACUGCCCCAAGCAAACGUGGUCCAAAAACCUCAGCCACAACUAUACCCAAAAGCACUGCCCCAGCUUCGGUUACCCAACGAAAGAAUGGCCCAAAACCUGCAGCACGACCUCAACAAGCAGCACUGCAAAAACCUCCAAGUAAAGCACAGCAGCAGAAAGGGAGCAACAAUGUUGCACAACAGAAAAAGGCAGCACAAAACAAGAAACCUCUGGGAAGUGGAGGUGCAUCAUCCAUGGACAAAGCCUCAAAGAAGAAGUCCAUAUUCUCUCCUGACAACAGCACUGAUUCUGAUAGCGAGACCAAGAGGCCAGUGAGUAAAAAGGGACCACAACCCAAGCCACAGCCUAAGCCACAGCCCAAACCACAACCAAAAGCACAACCCAAAGCCUCAGUAACCCAGAAAACUAAUCCUCAGCAACGAAAGGGAACUCCAAAAGUUCCCGAAAAAGUGCCAGAGAAGUCAUCAGAAUCAUCAACAAAUUCUUCUACAGCAUCGUCAGAAAGUGAUAGUGACAGCUCCUCUGACUCAUCAGCAUCAGCUAAAUCCUUAUCUGAUAAACCGGUAAUUCAGCAAAUAGUUCGUAGAAAAUCUCAUACCAAGUCUACACCAGCCACCACUGAAAGUGACAAGGAAGAGGAAGAAGAAGAAGAAGAAGAAGAUGAAGAUGAAGAGGACACACCAAGAAAACAUGUGACAAGAUCAUCUAGUGUUCGCACCAAAAGGGGCUCCUUACUUGGGAUACAAAAAGGGACUGAAUCAGAUUCAGAAAACAAUGGGAAGAUACGAAGAGGUUCUCGAAAUGGAGGGCCAAAGAAGCCUGCAGGAGCACCCACAAAGUCUGGUGCUCGAGCCAAGACAAAAAAGCCCAUUCCUCUGGACAUUUUGGAGAACACACCCCUGCCACCCAUUGAAAAGCGGAAGUGUCCAGUAGAAGGCUGUGAUUCUUCUGGUCAUCUUGGGGGGCUCUACGAAAGGCAUUUCUCUGUAGAAGCUUGUCCAGUUUUCCACAAUGUAACAAAGGAAGAGACUAAGGCUGACUUAGCAUACAUAUUUUGCAUUAUUAUUGAAAAUUUGACAAUAACCAUGGCCCCUAAGAAAGUGUUUGGUAUUCAUAAGGAUGGUGAGAAGGUUAAGCCUAAAACCUUAUCAGUGAACAAAAAGUUAAAGAUUGUGCCACCAAGUAGAGGAAUAUGCUUAAUGGGUCAGAUACGAGAAGGAGACAAUAUUGAGAGAGAAAAGGCAAAACUUCUUGUUGGAAGUAAAUCUCCUCGAAAUGGCCCAAAUGUUGAACAAAGAAAUUAUUGCAAUAAAAUCAGAGACUCAAGAGAUAAGUUGAGUGAACCUCGACCUGGGGAAGAGGAGAUGGCUGACAGAGACAGACAGCCAGCUCUUAUUGGAUACACUCCUGAGUGGGACCUUCAGCUGUUCAUGGAGGCUCAGUCUGCUGCCAGUGAAAAAUAGUAUGAAGAUGACCUAAGAGGCCUUCCAGAUAGUAAAGGAAUCCGUUAUAUUGAAAUGGGUCGUUACGAGAUGGAAGCCUGGUAUCAGUCCCAGUACCCGGACGACUACAACCAGCAACCAAAAAUAUACAUCUGCGAGUUUUGUCUUAAAUACAUGAGAUCCAGAACUAUAUUGCAGAGACAUGCUGCUAAAUGUGUAUGGAAACACCCACCAGGAGAUGAAAUCUAUAGAAAAGACAAAUUGUCAGUAUGGGAAGUGGAUGGCAAAAAGUAUAAGAUUUAUUGUCAGAAUCUAUGCUUACUGGCUAUGCUUUUCCUUGACCACAAAACACUCUACUAUGAUGUUGAGCCAUUCCUCUUCUACAUUAUGACACAAGCAGAUGGUGAGGGUUGUCACAUAAUUGGAUACUUUAGUAAGGAGAAGAACAGCUUCCUCAACUACAACGUGUCUUGCAUCAUGACCCUUCCACCCUACCAGCGUCAAGGUUUCGGUAGACUCCUCAUCGACUUUAGUUACCUCUUGACGAAGAACGAAGGAAAGAUUGGGUCACCUGAGAAGCCUCUGAGUGACCUGGGUCUCAUCUCCUACCGCUCCUACUGGAAGGACCUGCUCCUCAACUAUCUGGCCAGCUACACAGAAAAGAACGUCUACAUCAAAGAUAUGAGUACAGAGAUGGCAGUGAAUGCAUAUGAUAUAGUGAGCACCUUCCAGGCCAUGGGAAUGAUGAAAUAUUGGAAAGGAAAACACAUACUUCUUAAAAGACAGGACUUACUGGAGGAGUUCUUAGAGCGACAGAAACGAAGGCGAGCAGACUACAAGGAGAUCGACCCUAAAUGCCUCAAUUGGCGCCCUUAUGUUCCUCCACCACCCUCUGAAGAAUCUCAGUCCAACAGUAACAAAAACAAGACUGUCGCUGCAAACAAAGCAGCUGCUGACCGCAAGAAAGCUCAAGCAGCUUCUGCAGUGCAAUAACAUAGACUAUCAUACGAUAUCUUAUGAAAUGUAUGUACAGUUACAGGUACAUGGGUUUGUCUAAUUAAAAUUCUGUGGAUCAUGAUGACAACAAAGGAUAAUAAACAGUAAUCCCUCGCCAACGGUUUACUAUCUGCAGUCUAAGUAACCAUGUUUUAUAAAAUGUACACUACACCGUUUUACCAACCACGGUAUCUUGUUUUAACUAUGAAUGGCUUUUCAUAGCAACCGUGGGAGAUUUCUAGCUUAACAUGGUGGGACUGCAGGGAUAGUGACUCUAACCCUGUGAUUAUCUUUGUGGUGUUGCUCUCAAUACACUACACUCUUUCGUCUUUUGCCCUGAAAUAUGGGAUGAAAGUGUACAUGUAGGUGAUGUGAGUAGUGCUACUUCAGAGACAGCAAAGAAAGUAAUGCAAUGGAACAGAAAUUGGAAUUGCUCGAUUCAUAUGCAUGUGGUUAAAGUGUAGCAGCAUCCAUCUGCAGGCAUUUUCACAUUAAGGAGUGGGAUCUAUAAAGAAAUAUGAAGAUACCAUUUGGGUUAAUGUGGUGGGAAGUGCACCAAAGAGUGCAAAAGUGACUUAUAUUCCCCCAUGAUCCUUGCCUAACAAAAGCAGAUUAAGUACUCUCUCUCUGGAUUGAAGGAGGUAUGCAGCAUGAAACAACAUUGCUAGCGGAAGCAUCAAGGCCAGGCGAGCAGUGUUAAGGAGGUUGCACCUUUACACAGUUUUUUAGGUUUUCUAAUACCUGUACAGUGUACUGUAAAGUAUUUUUAUACAGUAUAAUAAAAAAAAUUCAGUGCAGCAUACACUUUGUACUUAUUUUUAAUCUUGAGCUGUAUAAUAUAUUACUGUACAGUACUUUAGGUAUGUCUCUUAAGGGGUCACUUCUGUCAAUCCCCGAUUUCCCAUUAGGCUCAACCCCUGCCAACCAUAAUAUUUUAUUGUCAAUAAUGGGAGAAUUUUGAAACAUAACCUUUGCAGUUGGCGAGGGAUUACUGCACAGUACCUGCAUGGCAUGAGUGUCUUAUAGUGACUUUUGUGGCAACAAUUAAUUUGAACACUGAACUGAAAAUAUGCGCAAUGGACUAAAUGCUCUAUUUUCAGUUUGUGUCAGCUCAGUAAGGUGCUGUGACUUAUUAUGGCUCUCAAACUCAGUCAUCUGAUAAUUAUUAUUAUUAUUA